This is a messenger RNA of Cydia amplana, 2007 nucleotides long. It is a transcript of the gene mnb, whose product is annotated as serine/threonine-protein kinase minibrain. Gene Ontology annotation, molecular function: protein serine/threonine kinase activity; protein serine/threonine/tyrosine kinase activity; transcription coactivator activity. Gene Ontology annotation, biological process: positive regulation of DNA-templated transcription; peptidyl-threonine phosphorylation; peptidyl-serine phosphorylation. Gene Ontology annotation, cellular component: nucleus. NCBI's taxonomy places the organism in Eukaryota, Metazoa, Arthropoda, Insecta, Lepidoptera, Tortricidae. The record is from RefSeq and is a predicted model, not a curated record.
GUGGAGUCGCGCGUUAGUUGUGGCCUGGUCGCGCCGCGCGCCGGCACAGCGUCCUUAUCAACGCGGCUUUAGUGCGCAUCGAGCUCCACGUGUAUAAACAUUGUCGUGCAACAAAAACAAGCGACGAACGCGCAAGGACGCCGAUGCCGCUGCACCGUUUAGAAACCGCCGCGAUACUCCUACCUAAACUACCAAAAUGUAAUCAGUCUUGUUGAACGAAGUGCUUUGUUUUGAUCAAACAUUACACGUGUGCGGUCUCAGUUUAUUUUAUAAUCGGUCAGUGUUAUGUGUAGUGAUAAAUCAAUCAUAUGUGUAGUGUUAUGCGUGAGAAACCCAUUGACUGUCGACAGUUCGUUGGUUAGUUAAGUGAUGUCUGUUAAACUUGGAAGUGAAAUUUGUGAAAUAGGCGUUGUCGGCGGCGGCAUGCCCGAGGCGGGCGAGAGGCGGCACGGGCCGCUGUACGGCCGGCUGGUGGCAGAGGAGCAGCUCGCCUCCAUGAGCGCGCCUUCGGACAUUCAGGUGAGCGCCACCGCGCGCCCCCGGGCUUUCUGCCGCUACCGUAUUCCCGCCCAGGCUAUGCAAGCCCGAAUACCACACCACUUUCGGGACCCCUCAACAGCACCGUUACGGAAGCUAAGUGUGGAUCUCAUCAAAACAUAUAAACACAUAAACGAGGUAUACUACGCGAAAAAGAAGCGGAGAGCGCAACAGUACCUGGGCGAGGAUGGCUCGCACAAGAAGGAGCGGAAGUUGUACAACGACGGGUAUGACGACGAUAACCACGACUACAUCAUCAAACAAGGCGAGAAGUUCCUCGACCGGUAUGAGAUCUCCUCACCCAUAGGGAAGGGAUCUUUUGGACAGGUUGUGAAAGCGUAUGAUCACGAGGAGCAGUGUCAAGUAGCGAUUAAAAUAAUUAAGAAUAAGAAACCCUUCCUAAAUCAGGCACAAAUAGAAGUCAAGUUACUAGAAAUGAUGAACAGAGCAGAUGCUGAAAAUAAGUAUUAUAUAGUGAAACUGAAACGUCACUUCAUGUGGCGGAACCACCUGUGCCUAGUAUUCGAGCUACUGUCGUACAACCUCUACGACCUGCUGCGGAACACCAACUUUCGCGGCGUCUCGCUCAACCUCACGCGGAAAUUCGCGCAACAGCUGUGCACAGCGCUACUCUUCCUUAGUCAACCUGAACUAAAUAUAAUUCACUGUGAUCUUAAGCCCGAAAAUAUACUAUUAUGCAACCCUAAAAGGUCAGCCAUUAAGAUAGUAGACUUCGGCAGUUCGUGUCAACUAGGCCAAAGGAUAUACCAAUACAUCCAGUCAAGGUUCUACCGAUCACCGGAGGUCCUGCUGGGCAUACCUUACGACCUAGCGAUAGACAUGUGGUCGCUGGGCUGCAUACUGGUCGAGAUGCAUACGGGCGAGCCAUUGUUCAGCGGAGCCAACGAGAUCGACCAGAUGAACAAGAUCGUUGAGGUGCUGGGCAUGCCGCCGGAUCACUUAUUAGAUCAGGCUCAUAAAACCAGAAAGUUCUUCGACAAACUACCAGCGUCAGAAGGUGGCGGUUAUGUUUUGAAGAAAGUCAACGGGAAAGAUGGGAGUGGUUACAGGAAGUACCGCGCUUCGGGCACGCGGCGGCUGCACGACAUCCUCGGCGUCGAGGGCGGCGGGCCCGCGGCCAGGCGGCGCGGCGAGCCCGGACACUCCGUCUCAGACUAUCUUAAGUUUAAGGACCUAAUUCUCCGUAUGCUAGAGUACGACCCCAAGCAGCGCGUGACGCCGUACUACGCGCUGCAACACAACUUCUUCAAGCGCACCGCGGACGAGGCCACCAACACGCAGCAGGCGCAGCAGCACCACCAGCACGGCAUAACGUGAAUGUUGUGAUCAGUGGGCGUGGGCGCGCUGGUGUGGGGCUCGGGCGCGGGCGCGCUGCCGGAGCGCAUGGACGUGGAGCGCGCGCCCGACGAGCUGCACGCGCCGCGCCGCAGCCCCGUCGCCAUACACUAG